UUUAUGAGAAAAAUGGCUACUGGAUCGGUUCCAGUCGCCCUGGCGCUGUCCAUGGUUGGAGGAGCAAGCACUGCCCUAGGUGCGUUGCUCGUGAUCCUGUAUCCGGCUCCCAAUCUCAAUCGCCUCGGCCUCUUGCAAGGGCUUGCAGCAGGCUUGAUGCUCACAUUGUCAUUUCUAGACCUCAUGUAUAACGCUAUAAACAACCUUGGCUUUGCUAGAGCAAAUCUUUGGUUCUUUGGAGGGGUUGUGCUCUUUGCUGGUAUAGUUACGUUUGUUCCUGAGCCUUCAAUGGCUUCCAUCACAAAAACUUCCAGCUCUGAGGAUAGAAAUGGCAGUGACAAGGAUGUGAUGAAAAAGCACCGCAAGCAGGUUCUCUUCAGUGGCAUAAUCACGGCUAUAGGAAUAAGCUUGCACAAUUUUCCUGAGGGAAUGGCUGUGUUCCUUGGGUCCAUGAAGGGCAUUCGAGUUGGCAUAAGCUUAGCCCUGGCCAUUGCUUUGCACAACAUCCCAGAGGGAAUUGCCGUCGCUUUGCCGAUUUAUUUUGCAACCAACAGCAAGUGGCAGAGCUUCAAACUUGCAGCAUUGUCUGGCUUCGCGGAGCCGCUCGGAGUGAUAAUUGUUGCGGCACUCUUUCCUUCCGGUCUCUCUACGGACGUUUUAGAAGGAUUAUUGGGAGGUGUCGGCGGUGUCAUGGCUUUUCUUACGCUUCACGAAAUGCUUCCUCUAGCCUUCGAGUACGCUGGUCAUCGACGAGCAGUCACUGCCGUCUUCAUUGGCAUGGCUCUCAUGUCCGUAAGCUUGCAGAUCCUCGAAAUGGCUCUGCCACACUGAAAGUUCCUCUAUAGCAAGUGGUACGUUUUUCUCUUGCUGGGAGCAUAUUCUGGACCGGCAAAUGAAUAUACUUUAGUUUCGAGUC
Molecule: messenger RNA, 916 nt
Organism: Selaginella moellendorffii
Lineage: Eukaryota; Viridiplantae; Streptophyta; Lycopodiopsida; Selaginellales; Selaginellaceae
Product: zinc transporter ZTP29
Exons: 12
Coding region: 4-831 (275 amino acids)
Biological process (GO): zinc ion transmembrane transport
Cellular component (GO): membrane
Molecular function (GO): zinc ion transmembrane transporter activity
Source: RefSeq, a predicted model, not a curated record